AUGACCCAAAACCACGCCGCUUGGCAAUUGCAAUGCCACACUCCCCUCCAAAUCCAACCGACACCCUACCCAGAAACGCUCUCUGAAACCCAAGUCCUCAUUAAAGUCCACGCAUGGGCCAUAAACCCAGCAGACUAUAUUCUCCAAGACACAGAGCUAGCCUUCGUCAGCUACCCCGUCAUCCUGGGCGAAGACAUCGCUGGCACAAUAGUAGCGCUUGGAAAUGCAACUCAAUUUGCACUAAACGACCGUGUGAUCGGGUUCGCGCAGGGUGCAACCAAAGGUCCUGCUAUGGGCGGAUUCCAGGAAUACGUCGUCAUAGAGUCAGAAUUGGUCUGCCGGAUUCCCGAUUCGAUGCCGUUCGAGGAGGGCGUUGUGUUGCCCUUGGGAUUUUCGACUGCCGCGCAUGCACUUGCAAAUGAGGAGUAUCUUGGGCUGGAGAUGCCCGGGUCUAGGACUGGCACUUCUAUUUCCACCGCUCCGGGGGACCAAGGGAAGGAAUGUGUGCUGAUCUGGGGCGGAAGUUCUUCCGUUGGGAGCAAUGCUAUCCAGUUAGCUGUUGCGAUGGGACUGGAAGUUCUGACCACCGCGUCGCCGAGAAACUUUGAGAGUCUGAAAGAGCUUGGUGCGAAUAUGGUCUUCGAUUACACGGCCUCUGAUGUUGUGUCUCUCAUUGCCACCGAAUUAAACGCACGCUCAGGCUGUGUGAGUAUAAUCCAAGCAGCCGGGUUUGCAGCAUCUCUGGGUCCUGUGCUUGAGAUUGCGAGCUUGCUCAAAGCUGAUGUUUUUGUUGUGACCACUACGCCGCUGCAAGAAGGUGUGGUUCCAAAGGGCGUCCGAGCAAAGAUGCUUUUUGGAGGCAAUCAGGAUACUAUCUUGGGACUGUGGCGAGAGUUUUUGCCCAAUGCGCUUAAGGAUGGAAGAUAUCACGCUAAGCCAAAACCGCUGGUUAUGGAGACGAGAGGACUGCAGGGCAUCCAGGAGGGCUAUGACGUUUUGAGAGCGGGUGUUUCUGCGAAGAAAGUUGUUGUUCUUGCUUAG
Molecule: messenger RNA, 1041 nt
Organism: Penicillium verhagenii
Lineage: Eukaryota; Fungi; Ascomycota; Eurotiomycetes; Eurotiales; Aspergillaceae
Product: zinc-binding alcohol dehydrogenase family protein
Exons: 1
Coding region: 1-1041 (346 amino acids)
Molecular function (GO): oxidoreductase activity, acting on NAD(P)H
Source: RefSeq, a predicted model, not a curated record